GUUCAGGCAGGUGUCUGGUCCAGGGGGUCUGACAGACCAGCGUUACCUCACUAUGCUGCUCUAUGAAGCAAUCCAGAUCCCGCGACAGCUGGGAGAGGUGGCCGCCUUCGGGGGGAGCAAUGUGGAGCCCAGUGUACGCAGCUGCUUCCGUAUGGCCCCAGGGAAGCCAGCCAUCGAGGUAUCUCAUUUCCUGGAGUGGAUGAGCCUGGAGCCCCAGUCUGUAGUGUGGCUGGCUGUUCUACAGCGUGUGGCAGUGGCCGAGUCCGCCAAGCACCAGGCCAAGUGUUACAUCUGUAAACAGUGCCCCAUCAAGGGAUUCAGGUACCGCAGUCUGAAACAAUUCAACGUGGACAUCUGCCAGAUGUGCUUCCUCACGGGACGCACCACCAAGGGAAAGAAGCAGCUCCAAUAUCCCAUCAUGGAGUACUACACCCCAACCACCUCAGGAGAGAAGAUGCGGGACUUUGCCAAGACGCUGAAGAACAAGUUCCGAUCGAAGCAGUACUUCAGUAAGCACCCUCAGCGGGGCUACCUGCCUGUCCAGUCGGUGCUGGAGGCCGAGAGCUCUGACACGCCGUGCUCCUCUCCCAAGCUACCCCAUGCAGACACACACAGCAGAAUCGAGCACUUUGCUAGCAGAUUGGCGGAAAUGGAGAACCAGAAUUGUUCCUUCUUCACAGAUAGCCUGUCGCCUGAUGAGAGUCUCCCCGGUACCCUGGACCAGGACUCCCCCAGCGGACAGCAGAUGCUGCUGGCCCACCUGGACUGUCAGGACAAGGACGAGCUGCAGAGAACGCUGGCCCGCCUGGAGAACGAGAACCGGGUGCUGCAGGGGGAGUGGCGGCGGCUGAAGUGGAGGCAUGAGGAGGCGGCGGCGGCGCCCCAGCUGACGGAGGGAGGUGAGGGUGUUCCGGGAUCUCCCACGGAGGGCCAGCAGGACGAGGAGCUCCUGGCCGAGGCAAGGGUCCUCCGGCAGCACAAGACUCGCCUGGAGACACGCAUGCAGAUCCUGGAGGACCACAACAAACAGCUGGAGUCCCAGCUGCACAGGCUACGAGAGUUACUGCUGCAGCCCAAAGACGAUUCGGAGGCCAACGGGUCGGAACCUUCGUCCUUGUCAUCUCCGGUGUCAGGGGGAGGCCGUCAGGGGGACGGACCCAGUAGAGAGACCACAGACACAGAGGCAGCAGGAGAUGGAGAUGAGGAUCAUGACACAGUGCAGCAACUGCAGGAGGUCAUAGAGCAGCUGAGAAACGUCUUCCCUUCAGAACCUGGAACCACGUCACUCAUCUAACCCAGGGCGAGGCUUGGAGUGCAGAGUGAUGCCUGGUGGGAUGCCUGAUGGCCCGUGCCCCAUAUAGCUGCCAUCAGAGGGGCAGAGUGUGCACCAGGUCCUUGACCCAUACAGCAGCUUACCCAGAGCUGACCCCUCUCCCGCCCUCUGGACCUCUGUGCACUAACCACCCCUGUGGGAGCCAAAGGCUAACAGCUAAUGCUAACGUCCAGGCCGGGCCAAGCACUAUGCUAACAAGCUAUGGCUAAUGUUAUGCUAUGGCUAAGCGGUGCAGCCAGACACUGUGUUAACCAGCUAAGAAGGCUAAGGAAGCUAACGGCUAACGUUAGUAGCCCAGCCAGGCAGAAACAGUUUUAGCUAGCUAAUCCACUACUGGCUAACGCUAGCAUCCCAGCCAUGACACUGUGCUAACCAGCGUCCGUGUAGUCGUCCGAAUGUGUGACGCUUUAUAUCCAUACAGCACAAGGACCUUCCACAAAAAGGACUUUUACACAAUGCAAAAAUGCGUGAGGAUUUCCAUCAUGUUUGUUCUAUCCAGUAACUGCGUGCGUUUGUGUUUUUCCUGUUUUCUAAUGCGUUUCAAAUGUCUUUCUUUUUUUUACGAGGCGUUCAUGCGCACCACCGUUGACUCGAUUUGGGCCAGGCUGGCUGCGUUUCAUGCGGCUGUGAUCAGGCGGCUGGGGCAGGCGUACCCAGAGCAAAGCAGAGCAGAUUGCCGGGGAGCCAGCGGGACCCACAACAAGCUUAUUGACUCUGUGGGACUGACACAUCAUCAGUAAAACCCUAUGAUUUAUUUAAGACAGCCAAAGUGCCCGCCAGCGCACGCAGCGCUGCCUCUGUGCACACAGCUCCUCUAAUCUUCCCAAACGGGGAUGCCUGUCGUCUCUCUCGCAUGGCUGCCCGCUCUCUCUGUCACAGUGAGUGCACACAUCACACACGCGCAGACACACGUUGUUUCAGAUGAACUCUCGUGCUGUAUUAACGCACGUGCUCAUACUCGGAUUCAUAUGGACGUUCAUAUCGCACACAGUAGGAAUACACACCUAUAAACACGUAGAGACGCACAUACGCUUACACUCACAGCCGCAAACUUUUGUGAAAAUAAAUCGGUGACGAAAGAAGGGCUGUGAUUUUGCGUCUCUGUUCAGGAGGAGAGUCUUGAGACAACGCUGAUAUGUGUUUAGCUGAGAAAGAGUCUAGCUUUAAACGCCGGGCCCUCCUCUGGCUCCUGCAUGGUGACCCCAGUGCCCCAUGUUGCUUAAACCUUUCAGGGGUACACAAAUGCCUAGGAUAGUAGGCUCUCGAGCAUG
Molecule: messenger RNA, 2604 nt
Organism: Oncorhynchus gorbuscha (pink salmon)
Lineage: Eukaryota; Metazoa; Chordata; Actinopteri; Salmoniformes; Salmonidae
Product: dystrophin-related protein 2-like
Exons: 11
Coding region: 53-1294 (413 amino acids)
Biological process (GO): synaptic signaling
Cellular component (GO): plasma membrane
Molecular function (GO): zinc ion binding
Source: RefSeq, a predicted model, not a curated record